Harpia harpyja (harpy eagle) is the source of this 956-nucleotide messenger RNA. RefSeq names its product electron transfer flavoprotein regulatory factor 1 (gene ETFRF1). The record is from RefSeq and is a predicted model, not a curated record. The transcript has 2 exons. Gene Ontology annotation, cellular component: mitochondrion. Gene Ontology annotation, biological process: respiratory electron transport chain. NCBI's taxonomy places the organism in Eukaryota, Metazoa, Chordata, Aves, Accipitriformes, Accipitridae. Bases 595 to 855 code for a protein of 86 amino acids.
GCUUUCAUGUACAAAAGCGGUUUACUUCCUUGCUCGCGCUUUUUUUUAUUUAUUUAUUUUUACGUUACGUUUUGCCAGUAUGCACUGGCCUCAACUCGUAGUGCAGUUAAAGGAUUUUUAAAAAGCCAAAUUUAUGAACGCAAAAGUUGCAGAAAUUCCUAGGUUUUUAUACAGAUACAUACACACCUGUAUAUAUAGAUAUAGAUGUUUCUUUAGCAGACUACAGAUAAAGCAGCUGCCCGGCUAGCAGCCAGGCAGAGAAGGGCAAGCAGCUGACCAAGAGCACAAAGAUAAACGAGUGUAACAGUAGUUGAAGGUUUUGGGAAGUUUCCUGUUUUCCAUUUGCGAUGACAGGUGGAAGGGAAGAGAAAGAGAGGCUGAGAGCAGAAGAGACAGAGUAGAACCAGAAAAUAACAGAGUUAGAGCAAACCAGGCUCAGUGAGGGAAAGGAGUCUGGUUAGAAACUGUGCAGUUCCUGUGGCGGAUGAGGCUGGGGUUGACUCACUCCCGUGGAAGGCUAAUGUCAAACUGAUUAUUCUUCAGGUAAAAAAAAAAAAAAUCAGACGGGAAUAAAGAGUUCACUGAAAUGUGAGAAUGGCCAAUUCUUUAAGAGGUGAAGUGUUGAAUCUAUACAAAAAUCUGCUGUACCUUGGAAGGGAGUAUCCCAAAGGAGCAGACUACUUUAGAAGCCGUUUGAAAGCAGCUUUUCUAAAAAAUAAAGAUGUGAAAGAUCCUGAAAAAAUUAAGCAACUAAUUGCACGAGGAGAAUUUGUUAUAAAAGAGUUGGAGGCUUUGUACUUUCUCAGGAAAUACAGAGCUCUGAAACAGCGCUACUACAGUGACGACAAUCAGUAACUGGUGCUAAUGACUUUGCAUGUAAUGAUACAAAUCCAUAAACAAUAAAAGAGCUGUAACCUCAAAAGACACGAAACGUAAAUCCUUCCAACCCAUCUAAA